AUGCCUUCCAGUUUCAGCAAUGAUGUGGAGUCAUGCGCGACAAAGGUAUGUACGAACUUUCCGGAAACACACUAGAAAUUUAGAAAAUCAACUAAGGUUUUCCAUAGGAGUUUGGGAUAAUGACUCGGACAAAAGCAGUCGAUAUCAUAAUAAAUCGCACAAAGUCUCUCGAACGAUUGUUAGUGCACAGAAAUCCAGUUUCUUGGGAAGAAAGUCAGAAAGUGGGCAUCGAAGAUGAACUUGAUAGGCCAGCAGUAUUAAAAGCGGACUUUAGAAGACGUCAAAUGAUGGGAAAGCCUGAGUAUGAAUUUGAGGAUAUAGCCCUUAAGCAUCGUCAGAUCAUCGCCAUGGUGAAUAGGGGGUUGAAUAAUCUUUUCCGCUAUACUUUAGAGGCGAGAUUACAGAUUCUGAAUGAGCAUCGUGAGGAAUUUCAGAUGGAUAUAAAGACUAUUGAGGAGUACUUAUUUCUCUUGCAAAAAUUAGAGCCAGUACAAUGCAAAGGUUGGGCUCAAAAAAUCAGGUACGUCAAACGUUACUUCCCCAUAAGCGUAGGUAGCAUUCGCUUUGGUCGAGUGCUGACUUAUUCUACCCAUUUAGUAUUGCCUCUAAAAUGAUGAAUGAUUCCACUAUCAUGCGUACCAAUAUCGAGGCUCGUAUCCAAGAGGUAGAAGAUUUUCACUUAGAUGCUACGACAGAAAAGCUCAACCGGGAAAUCAGGGCACAGAUGGUGAUUGAUCUUGGAGUAAGGCGGGGCACUUACGGGAACACGCUGGUGAGUUGUAUUACCAUUUACAGUGAUUUAAUGGACAUAUAUAAGUUGUUGAAUACCCUUUUAACCUUGUAUUUAUCACAGAGCCUCCGCGAUCACGAGAAGCAUCCACAGUUGAAGUAUCGAGAGCUGAUAAAUGUUGAAUCUAUGCGGGAGCAAAGUAAAGAGGAUAAGGGUGGUUUCUAG
Sclerotinia trifoliorum is the source of this 955-nucleotide messenger RNA. NCBI's taxonomy places the organism in Eukaryota, Fungi, Ascomycota, Leotiomycetes, Helotiales, Sclerotiniaceae. The record is from the annotation of a GenBank genome assembly.